Messenger RNA from Pestalotiopsis fici W106-1, 3873 nucleotides. RefSeq lists its product as uncharacterized. The record is from RefSeq and is a predicted model, not a curated record. Lineage: Eukaryota; Fungi; Ascomycota; Sordariomycetes; Amphisphaeriales; Sporocadaceae. The transcript has 3 exons. Bases 1 to 3873 code for a protein of 1290 amino acids.
AUGAUGGCUGCUGAGGCCACCAGCGAGAAGCCGGUAGAUGUCUCAGUAACUGAUGCUUCGCUCUCUCAGACUACUGCUACCACCGAACUCAGCGCUCAGAAUGUCGAGGCUCCCAGCCCACCUAUUGUAAACGGCGGCGGCCCCGACGAACCUGAGAAGAUCAAGGCCGUCAACGAUGUUGUCGAAGAUCUUGCCCAUUCGGCAGAAGUUAGUGUGAGCGGUGGCUCGGAUACUGAGGCAUCUACAUCAAAGGCAAAGGAUCCAAGUCAUGUACGGACCUCCUCUACAGUCAAGAAGCCUCAGAGCUUCAAGUCUGUCUCUGUGAAUAAGAUCUUCGGCGCGAAAGUUGCUGCCAACGCAAUUUCUCGAUCUGAGAAUUCGUCUCCGUCAUUAGCACCCGCUACUCCGGUCAGCGCAGUCGGUUCUUCGGCAUCAAAACUGAAGCUUGUUGCAAAGUCGGGCUCUAGCUUGGGAGGCGCCUCCAAGACUCUCACAACAAAUGGCAAAGCACCCAGCGCUCCCGACGGCAGUACCGUCUGGAACCGCAACAAAGCUGCCCCGGUGCCUGAACCGAAGAAGUACUCCGACGAAGAACUCAAGAAGUACGGCAUUCAUAUGGCAGAUCGUUUGCGACCCGAAGACGACCGGGGCCAGUCCAAUUGGGCCGACGAGGAUGAGGACGAAGAGUGGGCGCCCGAGGCUAUAACAUGGACCGAUGGGACCAGAAUCACUUUGGAGAACCAGCCAACCCCUUCAACAGCACCAGCCGUGCCAGUACCCACAGCAACUAUCGCCAACGUACCGGUACCAGCUGCAGUCGCUCCUAUCCCGGCAAAGGACAAGCCGAAAUCGCCGGCUCCGGGCGUGACAAGUGAUAGUGCCAGAGCCUCGCCGUCUGUGAAGCCUAGUCUCAUCGCCUCAGGCAAAAGUCUAGUGCUGAAAGGUGCACCGGAGAAGCCGACUCUGGUUGCCAAGGCUCCCGCACCGCCCACACCGGCCAAGUCACCAUGGGCAACUCUUCCACCUGUCGACAAGGCUUCACCUGUUAUGAUGGAGUUGCCCAACCCGCAUCAACCGCCGCCUCCGAUGCGCGGCUACCCGCCGCGCGAUUCUCCGUUCGGCCAGCAUGGAAACAUGCCCGCCAAGGAGAUUGCUGCUGAUGAUUUCAGCAGAGGACCCUGGCGGGAUGGCCAGCCUGGCGGCAACCGAGAGUUGUUCAACUCGCAGUCUGGACGAUAUGAGCCGGUGCAAGAUCGCAGGGGCUCGCGGCACGAUCCAAACUACCGGCAGCAUCCCGCGCUCCUACAACGUCCUGCUCAACAGCAGGAUUUCCAGGGGCCGGCAGAGCCCUCGGCGGCAUUUCAAACCAGUAGAUCGAGCGCCUAUGAUGCGGCACCGUACGGCCGCCGUCGAACCUCGUCGAACGUCAGCGGUGGUAGUGGUAGUGUUAUGCACCGCCUAGGCCGACCCCAUGACAUGGCCCCUCCAGAGCAGAUUGUCCCUGCCCCUGGCCAGCCCUCGCCGGCACGCUCACAACAUGCCCAGCCGUGGCAGCCACGCCCUUCUCCGGGCCAAAUCGACGCAACUUUGCACAACAUCCAUGCUCCUCCGGUCGACAUCCCCACUGAUGUGCCAGCAACGACAGCUCCUUCUGAAGACGAAAUCGAGCUGCAAAAACGUCUGAUGCGCGAACGAAGAGAGUUGGCCAUCAAACGUAGACUAGAAGAAGAGGCGAAGGAGGAGGCAGCUCGCAAAGAGAGAAUCGCAUUGAAACUGGCGGCUAUGGGCCCUGCGCCAGAACGCAAGAGCACAAAGAAGGAGGAAACGAAGGAAGUCGCCUACAAACGCGACGGUCCUCCGGCUGGCAUCUUUAGCAAGGAAGAACUAGCCGCUGCUGAGGCCGAACGAGCUGUACCGCAGAGCGCUGUUCAUUCCGAGAACCAGGAAGCAACCACCGCCAAUUCGGAUGCGAAGAGUGGUAAUAGUCCCGAGACCGCGCACAUGGAAGGUCCACAUGCAGAGCCUCAACGACCAGGCCCUCCGACUGGCCCUCAGUCCAACACAUCAUGGCCCGAGUCGGUGCAAAAGCCAGCCGACAGGGUUGCAUCCUGGAGCAGUGGCUCACAGAAUGGUCCUAGAAACCUAUGGGCUGCACCUGGAAAUGAUCGGUCUCUAGGAAAUGGCACGUUUGAUGCAGAUCUUGGUCAGCAGCUUGCCGAUUCUGAACCUGCUCAGCCCGCUAGCAUCACCUCUCGACCUACUCCUAUCGGCCCACCACGCACUGCCCAACAAUCGCAGCAACGCUUAGCCCCCAUUGGCCCCCCCAGUACCAACCGUCCUGGUUCUCAACCUAUCCACACUGGAAGCGCAACCCGCCGUAACCCAUGGGCUACAGCAGAUAUCGCAGCUGACGAUCGCGCCAUUCGUGCCGAGAAACAGAAACAAUUGGAUGAGUACAGGAAGAACCUCGAAGUUCAGGGCGUUAGUGUCAGCGAGGCCCAGCACAGCGUCAGAGAUACCUGGCGCGGCGUCGACAUUAAUCAAGAUGGAAAGCGCAUCACAGGACAAGGCGUCACGGCUCAGCAUAGUGAACGAAUCGAUCGCCACGCGGGGCCGUCUUGGAAUGCCGCUGCGCCUAACCCGGGUCCUGAGCCUAUCAGGCACGAAAAUCAUCAAUUUAACCAGCCAGCAUAUCACCAGGACUACCGACAGCAGACUGGUCUUCCAGAAGGCCCCUAUGGCAGAGCAGCACCUCUAGGCCCCGCCGGACACGGCCCAUCUGGCCCCGUCCAAUCUCGAGCUGGAUCACGCUUCUUUCCACAUGGUGGAUCGCGUGACAUUCGACAGGAGGAGUCCAUCAUGCCAACAAGGCCCAAGUCACCCACUCCGCCACCUCCGACAAUGGAUGGCCACCCCGCGUAUGAUGGUGAUGCCGAACGACCACAUGUCUCACUGCCUCCCACACGCCCCGUGGUGAAACUACCCCCUGCGGCACAACGACCACCGCCGCCAAUCAAGCAAGCUCCUACACCCAUUGCUCCUCCGAAGCCUGCUACUUUUGCUGCUGCAGCAGCCGCCGCUGCCACCCCUGUUCCCCGCCCUUCAGGAAAUCCGCUCUCUGGCCGAAACGUGCAUUACGGUGGUAGUAUUCAGUCUGCCGGUGAGAUCAAGACCCAAGAGAAUUGGCAACAAAGAAUUAAUAGUCUUAUGCGUACCCCCCACGCAAAACCAAUCUCGGUUGACUCAUCUAGCAAGUAUGCAUUUGAGGCACACACAAACACAUCAGCUACAGUAUCUCUGCCUGCCUUAUCGCCUUCAGGUUCUUCCAUCAGUGACAGCAGCGAUGUUACAACCAAAGAGAUGGCUGAAGAGUGUUUCGACGAGCAGGAGAUGGGGUCCUUACCACUGGUCAAUCUUCCCAACGACGCACCAUCUGCACUCUGGUCGAACAGAGCUGCAGAGCCUAACUGGCUUCCGCUGAACAUGAAGUAUCGUGUCGACGCCACUGCAUCAGAGUCUGUCCGCUUUCCUUACGAGCAAGUCAACCACAAGAGCGUCUAUCGCAUCAUGAUUAAUGGCAUGGAUGAAGCAAAGACCAUUCCUGCACCCUUCAGCCCUCGAAACCGGAGCGAUUCGCGACGCCAGGGUCGUGGCGGACGGGGCACCCGAGGUGGUCCGAGAGGUGGACGCGAGUCUAUCGGUGAUUAUCAGAGUUCCUCGUCCACCUUAGAUCGUCCUGAGCGUUCUGAGCGUUCUGAGCGCUCUGAGCGCUCUGAACGUCCUUCAAGCCGUGGUGGACGUGGAAAUUUUCGAGCUCGAUCCGAGCAUUGGACCAAGAGCUCGUCUACUCUUGGUCAACCGACCCAAUCGUAA